This is a messenger RNA of Nelumbo nucifera (sacred lotus), 875 nucleotides long. Lineage: Eukaryota; Viridiplantae; Streptophyta; Magnoliopsida; Proteales; Nelumbonaceae. The record is from RefSeq and is a predicted model, not a curated record.
AUGCUGUUGGUAUUUGUCUUUCCUUAUGACUUGUCUUUUGGUUUCCAGGGCAGAAGCUUGCUUCAAGUUGUGCCCAUGCAAGGUCCAAGCACCUUAGCAUCUAUACAGGUUAGAGGACUAUAUCGAGGUGCAACUUCUUCUUUUAUUGGAGUGGCAGUUGAAAGUUCAAUUCUUUUUGGHAUUUAUUCCCAAACCAAAAAAUCACUUCAGGGAGAACUGAAUAGCAGUAAGCCACAACUUCAGUUUAUCAUUCCUUCAGCAGCUURUGGYGGAGCUAUAAUCAGCUUAGAUCUUCCAUGUAGGAUGCAAGUUCAAGGGACUGAUUCGCUGGUUGGUAAAUGUGACAAAUACAGUAGUCCUCUUGAUUGUGCUGUUAAAACAAUAAAGAGUGAGGGGCUUAAGGGUAUAUUUCGUGGAGGUACUGCAACUUUAUUGAGAGAAUCUGUUGGAAAUAUGAUCUUCUUCAGCACUUAUGAGUAUACACGCUACUACAUGUACAUGCAAGUGAAUUCUGCUUCAUCUGUCUAUAGCCAUCUGCCAAAUAUAUUGAUUGAUGCAGGSAUUGGUACAAUCACUGGUGGGCUUGGUGGUGUUGCAUACUGGUCCGUGGUUCUACCCUUUGAUGUGGCAAAGACUGUUAUUCGAUAUACAGGAUGAAGGGAAUUAAAGGAUGCUACACUGGCAUUGGUUCCACAUUAGCAAGAGCAUUUCCUGCAAAUGCUGCUGCAAUUGUUGCAUGGGAGCUCACUGCCAAACUUUUAGGGAUUAGGCUCGAUUGAAGGCUUAUUUGAUGAUAGUGGCUUCCAUUAUGCUCCUGUCCUCAUCCUAAUAGCAAACAUGCACUUCUCCAAUGGAAAAUCAUUCAAGUGGCAUGA